AUGAAGAAAAAAAUUUGGAUAUCGCUGCUUCUUCUACUGGUUUUGCGUGUCUUCGUUGCUUAUUCACUAGAUCUAAAUUUCAGCACAUGGUGGAACAUAGACUGUGGCAAUGACGUGGUAAGACCGCCGGAUCUUGAAAAAUUCCUAUACUGGGAUACAGAUGAGGACUUAACACAAUCGGGAAUCAACGCACGGAUCAACCCGACAACACAAGUACCAAAAGAGAUGAACACCCUGCGAUUCUUCCCUGAUGAGGCCCAGAAAAAUUGCUACAGUCUGCCCUUUAUAAAUUCCCAACGGUAUCUUAUUAGAGCAGGAUUCUACUACGGUAACUAUGAUGCUCUCUCGAGUCCACCAACGUUCGAUCUUUAUCUUGAUCAGAAAAAAUGGUCAACCAUCAAUACGUCAAUAAUCGAAGGGUCGAUAUAUCAUGAAGCUGUUUAUGUGACACGUGCGUCGGGGUUUCUAAGUCUUUGUUUGGUGCAGACGAAGGAAGGAGAUGUUCCUUUUAUUUCUUCAAUAGAAGCUGUUCCCUUACCAAGUGAUUUGUACUUUCAUUUGGACACUAAUUAUAGUUUCAUCUUGGUAACAAGGACCAACCUUGGUGGGGAUGAAGUCAGGUACGUGGACUUUACAUCUGAUGAGAAAUACAACCGAAUAUGGACACACGGAGAAAUCCCAUCAAACUGUAUCAGUGUCCCUACCUUACCAGAUAUCUCUUUCACACUAGAAAACGAACCCCCAAACACUGUGAUGAGCGAUUCCAUCCAAUCACGCAUUGCUACUAAUCCAAUAAUCAUGACCGUUGAUCUCCCACCAAGGACCCCAUACCCACAAUUGGCUUACUUCAUUUUCUACUUCAAUGAAAUAGCAGCCCUACCUGGCAACACCAGAACCAUUCUGAUUUACAGUGACGGUCAGAUGAAGUCCACGGUGACAACAGAAUUCAUCAAGUGCAAGGUGGUGACCAUCAAGGCAGUAACUGUAGCGGGCCCCACCAUUAAUGUAACACUGGGCACAACAGAUGGCUCCACCUUGCCAGCUAUUAUUAGUGCAAUGGAAGUUUUCAUAAGGGGAGAAUCCUACGAGGUGGCUAAUGGAUUGGUGACUGAUGAAGGAGUCGAUGAGUUGAGUGGCAAUGUUCCAGCGGUUAAUGAGGUGAGCGGUGUCACUAGGGAAGGUAGAGAUGCCAUGGGACAUAACGAACUGUAA
This is a messenger RNA of Morus notabilis, 1212 nucleotides long. Its product is annotated as probable LRR receptor-like serine/threonine-protein kinase MEE39. The transcript has 4 exons. NCBI's taxonomy places the organism in Eukaryota, Viridiplantae, Streptophyta, Magnoliopsida, Rosales, Moraceae. The record is from RefSeq and is a predicted model, not a curated record. Bases 1 to 1212 code for a protein of 403 amino acids.